AUGGUACGCAUAAAGGAGAGAUAUCUUCUCGUCAAUAUACUCUAUCCACCCGAGUCCGCCAACAAGCACAAAUCUGCCGUGCCGUCCUUUGUGGUGCAGCAUCAACCCACAGUGGAAAACCUUACGGCCCAGCUUCUUUUAAAGGCCAUUCGCAACGACGUCUCUCUGCUAUUUGGUGACCAUGGCUUAGGGGCUCUUGGCGGAAACUUGGCAGUCAAAUACUUGUCCCUGGCAACGUCAACCAUCAUUCUAAAGUGCCACAGGGAGCACUACCGCAUGCUUUGGGCCGCGCUCACCCUCAUGGACCAUGUCCCGGUCAAGGAUGGACGCCCAUGUAUUUUUCGCGUCGUGCGAGUGAGCGGCACCAUACGGAAGGCUGAGGAGGAAGCAAUUCGUCAAGCACGGGCUCUGAUACUAGCAGCCAAAGACGGCAAUGCCCUCAGUGCAUUUUUACCUGUCGAGUCAGUCGACAACCACACAGAAGAUGACGAAGAGGUUCAAGUAGAGGAUGAAGAUGUUGAAAUGGUCAGCGACGACGGCUGA
This is a messenger RNA of Beauveria bassiana ARSEF 2860, 543 nucleotides long. Its product is annotated as Rpp14/Pop5 family protein. The record is from RefSeq and is a predicted model, not a curated record. The coding region runs from base 1 to 543 and encodes 180 amino acids. Lineage: Eukaryota; Fungi; Ascomycota; Sordariomycetes; Hypocreales; Cordycipitaceae. The transcript is spliced from 2 exons. Gene Ontology annotation, cellular component: ribonuclease P complex. Gene Ontology annotation, biological process: tRNA 5'-leader removal.